Messenger RNA from Cottoperca gobio, 4949 nucleotides. RefSeq names its product aryl-hydrocarbon receptor nuclear translocator 2 (gene arnt2). Gene Ontology annotation, biological process: regulation of DNA-templated transcription. Bases 300 to 2450 code for a protein of 716 amino acids. NCBI's taxonomy places the organism in Eukaryota, Metazoa, Chordata, Actinopteri, Perciformes, Bovichtidae. Gene Ontology annotation, cellular component: cytoplasm; transcription regulator complex; nucleus. The record is from RefSeq and is a predicted model, not a curated record. The transcript has 19 exons. Gene Ontology annotation, molecular function: DNA-binding transcription factor activity; protein dimerization activity.
CUAAACUCUCGCGGUGCUACCAUUCAGACAUCUUGCAUUUUACUAAAUCUGGUUUUAGAGAAAAUUGUCAUAAAACAUACACCUUAUCUAUAUCUACAUAUAUUCUGCACAGAAACAGACCUUUUUUACUCGUUUGAACCGAGAUUAGUUUUCUUCCGAAUUAGCAGAUGUGAGGCGGUUGGACCGAGACUCGCGUGUCAGUCCCGCGGAGUUUAGACGGUUUCUCACGGGGGUUCUCUAGCCGUAUUGUGCGUCAUCUCCAUCGCUGCCGUUUUGUUAUUUUUCUCCAUUGAGGAAAUAUGGCAACUCCCGCCGCGGUCAACCCGUCCGAGAUGGGCAGUGAGUUGCCAGGGACAGUAGCGAUGCCAGGGGCAGUUGGAGCCGGUCAGGUGAGAAUGGGAGGAGCUGUGCCAGGCCGCGGGGGCAAGAGGAGAUCAGGAGGAAUGGACUUUGACGAUGAAGACGGAGAGGGACCUAGCAAAUUUUCAAGAGAGAACCACAGCGAAAUUGAGCGACGCCGGCGCAACAAAAUGACCCAGUACAUCACUGAGCUGUCAGACAUGGUCCCUACCUGCAGUGCACUGGCCCGAAAACCUGAUAAACUGACCAUCCUGCGUAUGGCUGUCUCCCAUAUGAAAUCAAUGAGGGGUACUGGGAACACGUCCACUGAUGGAGCCUAUAAGCCCUCCUUUCUCACUGAACAGGAACUGAAGCAUCUUAUCCUGGAAGCGGCGGACGGAUUCCUGUUUGUGGUUGCCGCAGAGACGGGACGGGUGAUCUACGUGUCGGACUCGGUGGCACCGGUGCUGAACCAUCCCCAGGCAGAGUGGUUUGGCAGCACUCUGUAUGAACAGGUGCACCCUGAUGAUGUGGACAAGCUGAGGGAACAACUCAGUACUUCAGAAAACUCCAUGACAGGACGGAUUCUGGACCUGAAGACAGGAACAGUGAAGAAGGAGGGGCAGCAGUCCUCCAUGAGGAUGUGCAUGGGUUCUCGACGGUCCUUCAUCUGCCGCAUGAGGUGCGGGAGUGCUCCUUUGGAUCACAUCUCCCUAAACCGUCUGUCUAACAUGAGGAAGCGAUACAGGAAUGGACUUGGACCUUCAAAAGAAGGAGAGGCUCAGUACUCUGUGGUGCAUUGCACUGGCUACAUCAAAGCCUGGCCCCCCGCAGGUAUGACUAUACCAGAAGAAGACACAGAGGCAGGUCAAACUGGAAAAUACUGCCUGGUGGCCAUCGGAAGACUGCAGGUGACUAGCUCUCCAGUCUCUAUGGAUAUGAAUGGCCUGUCUGUGCCCACAGAGUUCCUGUCACGUCACAACUCGGAUGGUGUAAUCACUUUUGUCGACCCGCGCUGCAUCAACGUCAUUGGUUAUCAGCCUCAGGACUUGCUGGGGAAAGACAUCCUGGAGUUCUGCCAUCCUGAGGACCAGAGUCACCUGAGAGAAAGUUUCCAACAGGUGGUAAAGUUGAAGGGUCAGGUUCUGUCUGUGAUGUACCGUUUCCGAAUGAAGAACAGGGAGUGGAUGCUGAUCCGAACCAGCAGCUUCACCUUCCAGAACCCAUACUCUGAUGAGAUAGAGUACAUCAUCUGCACCAACACCAACGUCAAGCAGCUACAGCAGCAGCAGCAAGCAGAGCUGGAGGUCCACCAGAGAGAUGGAUUAACUGCCUACGAUCUUUCCCAGGUGCCUGUGGCCAGCGUCAGUAGCGGAGUCCAUGAGGCAGGGAAGAACAUCGACAAGACAGAUGUCCUGUUCUCCCAGGAUAGAGACCCACGCUUUGCUGAGAUGUACACUGGCAUCUCUGGCUCGGGAGAUAAGAAGAUGAUGGUUCCAUCCUCUACAGCUGGAGGACAGCAGCUCUACUCGCAGAGCUCUCCCUUUCAGCAGGGACACUCUGGCAAAAGCUUCAGUUCCUCUGUGAUCCACGUCCCUGGUGUGAACGACAUACAGCCAUCAGGCUCAUCCAAUCAGAAUCUAGCUCAGAUCUCCAGACAGCUCAAUCCAGGCCAGGUGGCGUGGUCAGGCAACCGACCCCCCUUCUCUGGACAGUCCAGUAAAGCCCAGUCCAGUCCAUUUGGUAUUGGUUCUGGCCACAGCUACCAGACAGAUCCGGCCUCCUAUAGUCCCCUGUCGUCCCCGGCCACUUCCUCCCCCAGCGGCAAUGCCUACUCUGGACUGACAAACCGCAGCACAGCUUUUGAUGUGUCGGGGGAGAGCAGUCAGAGUGGAGCCCAGUUCCAGGGUCGUCCCAGUGAGGUCUGGUCCCAGUGGCAGAACCAGCAUCAUUCCCAGCAGGCCGGGGAACAGCACACACACCCCAACCCCAGCCAGACAGAAGUUUUCCAGGACAUGUUACCCAUGGCUGGAGAUCCCACCCAGGGAACAGCCAACUACAACAUUGAGGACUUUGCUGACCUCGGCAUGUUCCCACCCUUCUCUGAGUAAUUGCCCCUUUCUCCAUCACUCUCCCUCUCAGAACUGGACUGAUGUUUGCAUUCAUCCGUCAUGUUGUCUCAUUUUUCUAUAUUGCUGGACCAACAAAACACAGCUGAUGUGCAGCACAGUGAAUGUCUGGGCUGGGUGCACUUGUCAUUUGCACACAUACAAACACACAGUUUACUUAUGUUUGAGUUCCAAGGCCUUUGGUAUGUAUCUAUGAACAUACACAUACCUCAUCUUUGCAAAGAGGAAGCUCUUUGUGACAUUCAAGUCACGAAAGCUGUUGAGCUCCCUGCAGUCAGCAUCAGCAUGACCAGAGGAGGUCAGUCAAGUGAGUAAAGCUGUAUUUGUCAGAGACUAGUAUCUAUUAUUAUCCAAGAUUUGACUUCCUCUCUUUCAGAUUUGACAAAGCAAAACUUUCCACCAAAAAUGUCCACAUGACAUCAUUUUUGUCAGUGUCUGCAAGCAUCCUCGUAGAUGACCAAAAUGUAUGGCUGUUCCUAUUGCACAUAUGCUACACCCAAUGAUGUACAGAACUGCAUGCGUCUCCACUGCUGUCUGCGUCCACAUCUGUGUUGGAGUACAUCAUGUCUUGUUUUCAGGAUUUAAUAAUAACAAUAAGUGGAUAAAAACAUUUACUUAUAAGUCAUUCUUCUCUCAACAACAUAGGGAUAAGCUGUGUCAUGCAGAUACUCCACUGCUGCAUAGCAUUAACAAUCAUUGCAGUCCCUGUCACCUGUCCCACUUGUAGAGUAUGUCCCUCAACAGGGUGACACAAGUACUGGCACAGAGUGUUUUUGAGAGGUUUUUUUUACUUAACGGGACAUACAGUAUGUUAUUAGAUAAGUCAUAGUGAUGGUGUUGAUGUAGAGCUGACUGUGUUCUACUGCACAGCAUCUUCACAUUUCACUGGAAAAAAGAGCAUUCAUCUCUACUUAUCUGUUGAAGAAUUCAGACUACAGAAAAGUUGCACAAAGCAGAGUUCUUGCUCAACUGUGAUUUGGACUGAAGAAAAGAAUAUUGCCUACUCAUUGGCACAUUGAAAAUGGCUUUUUUUUAAAGAAAAGGUUGAGAGAAUAAGUACUGUACCUGCCUAAAGACCUAAGAGUGAGUGAGCACAUUAUCUUCAUCAUAGUCUCAACAGCCCCAGACAGCAACACUUAGUGUAAAUAUGUGUGCAUCGCCAGACCCUUUACUUCUCAGCAUGAUUAUAUUGUAGUGGUGAGCUCACAAAUUAAUAUACAGUCACCCAGUGCAUACAUAUGGCAAUAACACACACAGGGUCACACAUCUGACCUUCUGGUGUCACCAGUCACACUGAUGCAUUAUCACAUGCAUAAUGUGACACACAGGUGACAUUAGUGUAAUUGAGUGAUAUUAUUAGUGCCAAAAUUGUGGACAGAGGAAUUCUGGUUUAUGUUCAAUCAAAGUUCACAUUGUUGACAUUCAUUCAUUCAUUAAUAAUUGUAUCAGUGUGCUUUUUGAGUGAGCAUGUGCACAUCAUUUCACAGAAAUCAUAGAACAAAGUUGACACACAGCAUUAUUAGUCAGCUGAAAACUGUCCCUUACUCACAGUAAAACAAUGAGACCGACCAAUAAAUCCUAGUUAACAAUCCCCUCCUCUGGUAAUACCUGCAGUGAUUGUAGAGAGCAGAUAUCGACAGCAGUAUCGAUGUACAUGCCAGUCCUGAGUACAUGUUCCCACAUACACGCAGUAAGAUUUCUGUGAGUGUUGAAGAUGUUCACCUCCGUCUGCCUGGUUCAGCCUCUGGCACCAUCGCUGCCAAACAGCAGCAGGAGAGGAGGAGAUCUCCACCUGCUGCUGUCCUCACUCUCUCCAUUAACCUUAUUGUGUAAACUAUAUGUAGUGAUGUCCAGAGCUCUAGAGAAAACCUUUAUGCGAGUAUAGAAGGAUUCUGUGUAUAAAUUAAAAUCUUCAUUGAAAAACAAAAAUAGAUCAUUGCAGGCAGUUGCUAAGCUAAGGCUUAAAGUGCACUUCAUGAAUCUAACUGCUAAUCUCACCAGCCUGCUUUAAAAGGGAAAAACCGCCAUACCGUCCAAGCAAAGCGCAGUAUUUACUAGUGUAUUUGGUGUUCUUCAGCUCUGGCUACUUGACUUUAUUACUUUAUAAUCUUUUCAACUAUUAAGAGACUUAAUAAUACUUUCUAGCAGGGGAGAUUUUACAUGAUAGAUUGUAUAAUGUCUCUGACAGACGGAUGGGAGAACCUUGAACAGACAUCAGAGUCCUUUUGCUAAAGAUCUCAAAAUGAUGUUUUUUUUGUAAAUAAUGUGAUUUUUAUGUCGACUGGUGUUACUUUCACACAGUACAUGUUUUUUGUGUAGGUUUUAAUGAUAUUGUGUGCAAUGUGAGUACAUAUUUAACUAUUGGUAUUUAGUUAGUCUGUUAAUUGUACAUUGAGUUCUAGACCUGUGUAAAUUGUGUAAAUGUGACCCAUUAUUUUUGUGUAACAAAUUGUGCUUGUGACAAUAAAUUCUUAUUGGUUA